Orycteropus afer afer is the source of this 456-nucleotide messenger RNA. Its product is annotated as lymphocyte antigen 6H-like. Gene Ontology annotation, cellular component: plasma membrane. The transcript is spliced from 4 exons. Bases 1 to 456 code for a protein of 151 amino acids. NCBI's taxonomy places the organism in Eukaryota, Metazoa, Chordata, Mammalia, Tubulidentata, Orycteropodidae. The record is from RefSeq and is a predicted model, not a curated record.
AUGGACACCUUCAUCCUGGUCCUGGGCCUGUGGUCAUCCCUAGCGUGUGCAGAGCCAGUUGAACGCCUGCAAUGCUACCAGUGCCUCAACGCCAACAGCACGGAGGACUGCAAGGCGGACAUGUGCUUGUCCAGUGACACGCUGUGCUUUUCCUACCAUGUGGUCACCAAAGUCGGUUCCAAGGUCAUAAACCUCAUCACCAAGGGCUGUGCGGCCCUCUGCAGCAUGCAGCCCUCGCACGUCUGGGGGGAACAGUACGUCAACAUCCAGGCCCAGUGCUGUGCUUACCCUCUGUGCAACGGGGCGGCCUCGGCCGGCAGCUGGGGGGCCCUGUUCAGCCUGGGCCUCUGCCUCCUCCAGGCCCUGCAGCCCCUGCAGUUAGGACCCUGCUCAGGGCCCUCACCCCCACUUGGUGACCUGAGGACCGUCCCACACCUGUUCUCAGCCCUGUUCUAG